Molecule: messenger RNA, 1179 nt
Organism: Didymodactylos carnosus
Lineage: Eukaryota; Metazoa; Rotifera; Eurotatoria; Philodinida; Philodinidae
Source: the annotation of a GenBank genome assembly
AUGCACACAGUAACAAAUUGUUAUUUACUCAAUUUAGCUGUUUCAGAUAGUUUGCCGUUAAUUGUUAGUUUACCAUUUGAAAUUCAGUUUUUUGUUAUGUAUAUGAACUAUUAUCCUUUUGGACAAAUUGGUUGCAAAUUACGCAGUCUUUUAGCCGAAACAUCCACUAAUGUAUCGAUUUUGACCAUAAGUGCAUUUACGAUUGAACGAUUUAUAGCCAUUUGUCAUCCGUUACGUUCAUCGUCAUUAUCAACUAUUCAUCGUGCAUUAAAAAUUCAACUUUUAAUAUGGAUAAUUGCCAUUCUAUUUGCUAUUCCGUAUUAUCAUUUAACUGUUAGAACAUCGAGUGGAUGUACAUUGGACCUUACAAAAACUGAAUGGUUGACACUAUGUUUUCGAAUAUCAGCAUCCAUAUUUUUUGUCUUACCAGCCUUUUUAUUAUUUAUCAUGUAUGCCUUAAUGGCACGACGAUUAUAUACAUCAGGAUUUCUUCAAGAAGUAAGAUCAUCAAAAGAUGGAACAUCGGUACCAUGUUUAGAUGGUGUUCAACAUCUUCAAAAUGAAUAUGAUAAUCAUCAACGAUCACUGUUAGGCCAGUGUCCACAUCGAGAAUCAACAACAAGUAUUCUAACACGACCAAAUUCUCGUCUGUCACAACAUCGAGAAAAUUCAAUGAAAAAAUCGGCGUUCAAAAUGUUAUUUGCAGUCGUAGUAGCUUUUAUUAUUUGUUAUGCCCCAUUUCAUGUUCAACGAUUAAUAACAAGUAAAAUUGAAGAAAAGAGUUUAACAAUAUUCAAACGACGAUGUGUGGAACUAUUUUAUUUUGUUAGUGGAAUAUUAUAUUAUCUUGGAUCAACUAUUAAUCCAAUAUUUUAUCAUUUAUUUUCAAGUAAAUAUCGAUUAGCAUGUACUAGAACAUUGAAACGUUUUAUACAUUGUCGAAAAGAGAGACAACAAAAAAUGUCUCAGGCAGAACAAAUGAAUAAAAUAUUACAUAAUCAUCGUGAAUUCGGCAAAUCAAAUGCAAGAUUGCUAUAUUACACGACAAUUCCACCUCCUAUUUGUAAUAAAUGCAUAACUCCACAUGUUAAACCCGAUAUCGGCCCCAAUGAUUAUAUCAGUAAUCAAAAAUUGUUGACACAUUCACUUCCAAAUUUAACAGAAAAACAUCAUUUGUAA